AUGGACCUUGACCAAGCAAUUGGCGGCCCUUCGGGGACCCUCGACCUACAUCCCCGUGGCCAUGGGACCGGAACUCAUGGUGCGGAGACAACAUCUACUAUCGCACCCUACCACAGCGCCUUGAAUGGCGUAAAUCAGCCCGUGAACAUGCUGUUCAAGGACAUGCUUUGGUGGACCCUGGGUAUCAUGGGUCUCGUCAUUCUAAGCGUGAGGUUGCUCGAAAUUAUGUGGAUGCAUAUCCGCCAGGUUUCGUCGAUGACGGUCAGUGGCGACAGGCAGAACUUCUGGAAGUACGGCCAAUGGUCCUGGCUUCCGACAUUCAAGAAACAUUUUCUCUACGCUCCUCUCUGGAAGAAGCGGCACAAUCGCGAGAUCAAGCUAUCAACUGCGGUCAAUAUGGGCACCCUUCCUUCGAGGUUCCACUUUGUUCUGCUUAGCAUCCUCAUCGGCAGUAACAUCAUCUACAUGUUUGUGCUUAACUGGAAAAACGAGAACAUGUACUCCUUCUGCGCUGAGCUCCGAGGGCGCUCAGGCACACUCUCCAUGGUCAACAUGGUACCUUUGAUAUUCCUCGCGGCUCGCAACAACCCACUCAUUCCCUGGCUCAAGGUGAGCUUCGACACGUACAACCUGAUCCAUCGAUGGCUCGGUAGAUUGGUUGUCAUCGAAGCCGUCAUUCACACCCUUGCGUGGCUUAUUGUUCAGAUUGCAGACGGAGGCUGGGAAUCGGUCGGAAAUAGGAUCAUGGGCGAAUCCUUCAUCUCGUCUGGAAUGGUUGGAACCGUUGCCCUCAUCAUCAUCCUCAUUCUCUCAUUUUCCCCAGUUCGACAUGCUUUCUAUGAGACCUUCCUGAACCUUCAUAUCAUCCUCGCCUUCAUCAUCUUCGUCUGCACCUGGGUUCACUGCGCAGUGGCAGACAUAGGAGUCCUGCCACAGCUGCCUUGGAUUAUGGGUAUCAUGUCCUUGUGGUUUGCCGAGCGCCUGUGGCGAAUGAUCAACUUGGCCUGGAAUAACUGGUCCUCCAAGGGCUAUACCGAGGCUGUCGUGGAGGCAAUGCCUGGCGAGACGACCCGAGUUACUAUGCACCUUCCGCGAUAUGUCGACAUCAAGCCUGGUACCCACGCGUAUAUUCGAUUCAAGAGUAUCAAGCCGUGGGAGUCGCAUCCGUUUUCCAUCGCCUGGGUCGAGCAUACUUCCAACUCGAAAGGUCUUCCUGUCGCGGAGAAGGAGAAUUCGGGCGUCAUUACCGACAAGAAGCACGCGACCACAUCCGUUUCCUUUGUCAUUGGCGCCCAAACCGGCUUCACUCGGAGGCUGUACGAGAAGGCGGCACUCAGCGGCAUGCAAAUGAUUCACAUGCGAGCCGCUAUGGAAGGUCCCUACGGCGGUCACCAUUCGCUUGACAGCUACGGCCAUGCCGUCCUAUUCGCCGGAUCAACCGGCAUCACGCAUCAGAUCUCGUACCUUCGUCCUCUAAUUGAGGGCUACAACGCGGGCACAGUGGCGACGAGACGAAUUACGUUGGUGUGGAUUGUCAGGGAUUAUGAGGCACUCGAAUGGGUUCGCCCGUGGAUGGAUACAAUCUUGAGGCUGCCUCAUCGAAAGGACAUCCUUCGCAUUCAGCUCUUCAUCACCCGACCCAAGAACCCACGAGAGAUCACCUCCGCCAGCUGGACGGUUCAGCUCUUCCCCGGCCGACCAAACAUCCCAAUGCUCCUCCGUAAGGAAGUUCGCGAGCAACAGGGUGCCCUUUGCGUUACGGUUUGUGGAGCUGGAGCGCUUGCUGAUGACGUCCGCAGCGCCUCGCGCGAGGUCCAGGAUGAAGGCACAGUUGUUGACUUCAUUGAGGAAAGUUUUACGUGGUAA
This is a messenger RNA of Parascedosporium putredinis, 1866 nucleotides long. The record is from the annotation of a GenBank genome assembly. Lineage: Eukaryota; Fungi; Ascomycota; Sordariomycetes; Microascales; Microascaceae.